UCUGCAUGAAGUGUCAGAGGUAACAUGAAGGAAGGAGGUGAAGGAGGCUGAAGGAGGUGAAGGAGGUGAAGGAGGUGAAGGAGGUGAAGGAGGAGGUCCAUGUUGAGGCGGCCGCUCAGUUCUGCAUUACAUGUUGCAACAUAGAGAGGAGGCAGGAAACAGAAGUGACACAUUCAACGUCUGACUGACAGCACAGACACAGAGACACAGACAGACAGGAGGAGACACAGACAGGAGGAGACACAGACAGGAGGAGACACAGACAGGAGGAGGGGAACCUCAGAGCAACUGGAUGAAGGCCAACAAGGAGUAAACGAGGAGAAGAAGAAACUGAAGGAGGUGAAAGGAGAAGAGAGGGGGAGAAAGAGUGACACGACAAGGGAGGUGGUGAGGAGUAAAGCCAAACAAAAAGGAGGAACAGGAGGAGGAGGAGGUGAAGGAAGAAGACGAGGAGGUGAAAAAGAGGAGAGACUUUAAAGAAAGGAGGAAGCACAAAGUGAGAGGAGAGAGGAGAGGAGAGGAGAGGAGAGGAGAGAGGAGGAGAGAGGAGGAGAGAGGAGGACCUGCAGUGUGGUCAUGGAGGAGGACAUCAGGAAGCAGGGGAUGCUGUACCUGCAGCAGCAGAGGUUUGGAAAGAAGUGGAAGCGUGUGUGGUGCGUCCUGUACAGAGAAAGUUCCUGUUCGAUUUCCAGGCUGGAGUUCUUCGAGUGUAAAGACGUCGGCAGUGUGGAGAAGCUCGACAAGAAUCUACGCAAACAGCAAGAACACAAGAAGGUGAUCCGUAUGGCGGACUGUAUCCGGGUGUCGGAGAUGGAGACUGACGGCUGUCCCAAAGACACGGGACCCUUCGUGAUCGAGACCACGGAGAAGAUCUACGUGUUCGCCGUGGACAGGAAGCAGCUGGACGACUGGACACACAAACUGUGUGAGAUCGCCUUCCCUAUGAGCUGGAUGGAGCCCUGUGUGAAGCGUGGCAGCCUGCAGAGAGGAAACAGGGUGGAAGAAGAUGAAGGAAUGGAGGACAACUCUCUGUACAGCAGCAGCAGACAGACAGUGCGUGACUUCAGAGUGUGUGUUCGGAGGACAGAGGCGUCGGAUCGCUGCAGACUCAAAGGAGACGGCGUCCUGCGAGCCGAUGUGGAUGCUCUUCAUCUGAUCGAUAAGACCGGAGACAUCGUGCUCACCUGGCCGUACAGAUACCUGCGCCGCUUCGGACGAGACAAGACCUCCUUCUCCUUCGAGGCGGGGCGGCGCUGUGAUUCUGGGGAGGGGAGUUUUGAGUUCGACACCAAACAAGGGAACUUCCUGUUUCAGGCGGUGGAGGCCGCCAUCAACCUGCAGCGGGUCCCCGCCCCCCACAGGCAGACGUCAGGAGGAGGUCAGCCCGGUCCAGACACGCCUCACGACCAGAACCAGAACAGGAUGCCACCACUGCCUCAGCCACGCAUAAAUAUCCCACAAUCCACUGCUGCUCAGGGCGCUGACGGUGUGUACAGUAUGGUGACUGAGAGUCCAAACAUCAAAGAGAGCUCGACCACCGCACAGCAGCAGCAGCAGCGCCCCCUGCUGACUCGUCUGGAGCCUCCGGUGGACAAAGCUCUGACCGGCGUGAAGAGUCUGACUCUGGACACUCGCGGCGUCCCUGUCCCUCGAAAGAACCAGGUGAAGAUGAUCUCCAGCUGCCCGCUGCCUCAACCUGCCCCCGACCCCGGACCCAACCCUGCGCCCAACCAGAACCCAAAUCAGACGUACUCCCAGAUCACCAUGCAGCCCUCAAAGCGAAGCACCAAGAGGGAGAAGAGGAGUGGCGGUGGCGGCGGUGGUGGCGGUGGCGGCAGCGUGGCUCCACCCCCUCUCGUCGCCCAUGAGCCGGAGUACUCGCUCCCCUUUGACACCAUCGCCAUGAACGUCAUGACCAACAUCUCCCAUCAGGUCCACCGAGCCGAGCCCGGCACCGACCCGCUCUACGACAGCAUCGACGAGAUGAAGAUCAGGAACAUCUUCCCGAGCGACGCUCACGCCGCAGAGCCCACCUACAGGAAGGUGGAGCACAUCUACGACGAACCUGAAGGCUGCGCCGCCGCCGCCACUGCCAUCGACGCCACAGAGAAACCUCCCACCUCCGUGUACGACGACCCUGAGGAGGUGAGAGGAGACGCCUGGAGGAUCAUGGGUACAGCUGCUGACCCUAAAGGUCACGAGUACCCGUACAACCCUCGAGCGGACGACUACGCCGUGCCCAAACGACCACAGAGGGUUGCAGCAGACGGAGGAUUCACCGCGCAGCAAUGUGACGGUGAAGGUGAUGUAGACGAGAUGAUGUCAUCGUUUGACGGACAGUGAUGUCAUUAUUCAGCUCUUUGUUUUCCCGCUAAUCAGUUAUUGUCACUUUCAUCGAUUCUGUUUGACUGCCGCCAUGUUUGCUCGGUUUGUCUUUGAACGCACCACGCUGUCAUCAUCGUUUGUUCAAACUAAACGAAACAUCCUAAUAAUCAAUAUUAAACGUUUAUCCAGUGUUUUUAUCAAAUAAAACAUAAAUAAUGAUUUAA
Messenger RNA from Larimichthys crocea (large yellow croaker), 2549 nucleotides. RefSeq names its product docking protein 2 (gene dok2). The coding region runs from base 577 to 2343 and encodes 588 amino acids. NCBI's taxonomy places the organism in Eukaryota, Metazoa, Chordata, Actinopteri, Sciaenidae. The transcript is spliced from 8 exons. Gene Ontology annotation, biological process: Ras protein signal transduction; positive regulation of MAPK cascade; cell surface receptor protein tyrosine kinase signaling pathway. Gene Ontology annotation, cellular component: cytoplasm. The record is from RefSeq and is a predicted model, not a curated record.